Molecule: messenger RNA, 1719 nt
Organism: Leptonychotes weddellii (Weddell seal)
Lineage: Eukaryota; Metazoa; Chordata; Mammalia; Carnivora; Phocidae
Source: RefSeq, a predicted model, not a curated record
CUGGCCGUCGUUCCUUUGGGGAGCGUCCCUUGAGCUCCGGCUCCGAGUGCAGCCCUGUGGUAGGCGCCGAUCCACCAGACGAGGACCCUGCGCUCAAGAAGCCGCAGGGACUUCCAAGAGAUGGAAGGGCUGUCCCUGCAUACAGUUAUAGGUUGCAGUUUUAAAGUUUGGCAUCAUGGAAGACAGUGGACAAAAAAUUGCAACUGAGGCAAAUGAAGAUAAAACAAUGUCUGCCAACCUAAAAUACCUUUCCUUGGGAAUUUUAGUCUUUCAGACUACCAGUUUGGUUCUAACGAUGCGUUAUUCUAGGACUUUAAAAGAGGAGGGACCUCGUUAUCUAUCUUCUACAGCAGUGGUUGUUGCUGAACUUUUGAAAAUAAUGGCCUGCAUUUUAUUAGUCUACAAAGACAGCAGACUAAACUCCAGUUUUGUUUUUCUUUUUGUUCAGUGGCCCUCAGAUUCUCAAGAGCUUGAUUCUAAGGAACUUUCAGCUGGUUCUCAGUUUGUAGGCCUCAUGGCGGUUCUCACAGCAUGUUUUUCAAGUGGCUUUGCUGGGGUUUACUUUGAGAAAAUCUUAAAAGAAACCAAACAAUCAGUGUGGAUAAGAAAUAUUCAGCUUGUUUUGCAGGCACUUGGAGGCCUUGUAAUAGCUGCUGUUAUUAAAUAUGCAGAUAAUAUUUUAAAAGGAUUUGCAACCUCUUUAUCCAUAAUAUUAUCAACACUGAUAUCCUAUUUUUGGCUACAAGAUUUUGUGCCAACCAGUGUCUUUUUCCUUGGAGCCAUCCUUGUAAUAACAGCUACUUUCCUAUAUGGUUAUGAUCCCAAACCUACAGGCAAUCCUACUAAAGCAUAGUCGUAUACUAUCUUUAACUUGUUUUUCACAAUGGUGCACUAGGAAUCUCAACAUUAAUCUUGCAUAGAGGACUUCUACAGAUUCUAAGAAGAUAUCAUCAUGCUGAAUCUCAUCAUAUUGUUCAAAUGGUUUGAAAAUAUAAAAGUUUAAGGAUAAAAAAUAUGUGUAUAUGUUAACAAAAUACCAAUUACAUCUAGAAAUCAAAGCUUGGAAGUAUUUCCAGGGAUUAGAUUAAUUAUUGGAGAAAACUUGAAAUCUGGGUUUAAAAAGAUUUGACCUUUUGAUUGCUGCAGAAAUGUCCUAUGCACUCUUUGCAAGAGCACACAACAAAUGUCAGAUACCAAUUUUUGCAAAUUAUCUAUUUAAUCUUAUUAAAUGUUUUUUAUCUUUUUCUGUACAGAAAUAUCAAAUCACAUGGAAUAUUCAAAGUUUGAAAAUUAUAAUUAUAAUUAUAAUUGCCUAUAAAGCUGUGAAGAAAUAGAAGUAUGAUUUGAAAAACAUUUUCAUGUAUCUGAGAUUUUUAUAUUUAUAAAAAAGAUAACUAAAGAAAGGAUUGCUAAAUGUCAUUUGUUCAACUACAUAAAAAUUGAUAAAGUUAUGUCCUGGGUCUAAUUUGUGAGAGAAUAAAAUUCAUAUUUAAAUUUAGUGUAGGGAAAUACACACAUCUAUUUCUCCCUCUACAUUUUAAGAUCUUUCAGUGCUUUGAAACUGCUGAAAGCAAUCCAGUUGCUCCUGGGCUAGAUAGUAGCCAGAGACUGUUGCACUAAUGGAGUUUUGUCCUUAAUCUUCUAAUUGUAUUUCUUUUCUGUUAAUCAGAUAAAUCCUUAAUAUUUCUUUAAAUUAAACUUCUGUAUGUGGUAAUUUCC